UCCCUCCACAGAAUGGACCUGUACGGCUUCCGCCAAAAACAAUAGAGACCAACUAGAGAUCGAGAUACAAACAAUGGGCAAGAAGCAUAAAAAGCACAAGUCCGAAAAACACGGAUAUGAAGAACACGUGGAGAGGCCACUGAAGCUGGUGUUAAAAGUGUCGGGAAACGAAGUGACGACGGGAAGCUCGAGCCGGGACACAUUUUACGACGAGCAGCCUGCGGACUUGGACAAACCCAAAGACAAGAAAAAGAAAAAGAAGAAGGAUAAAGAGAGGAGCCUUGGCUCACCAGAAGAUGACAGAGGAAAGAAAAAGAUGACUAAGAAGAAGAAGGGGCAGGAUGGAGAUGGAGAGGAUGACCGUGAGCAAAGCAGAACUCCCAUACGCUCAGAGCUGGAUAAGCAGGAAGAAAAAGAACAGACUCCCCUGCAAGAAGCUUUGUACCAGCUCAUCAGGCAGCUCCAAAGGAAAGACCCCAGUGCAUUCUUCUCAUUUCCUGUGACGGACUUCAUCGCUCCUGGCUACUCUUUAAUCAUCAAGCGUCCUAUGGACUUCAGCACAAUGAAGGACAAAGUAAAGAGAGAGAGCUACCAGUCAUUGGAUGAACUCAAGGUGGACUUCAGGAUCAUGUGUGAAAACGCCAUGAUUUACAACAAACCUGAGACGAUCUACCAUAAAGCUGCAAGAAAACUGCUGCACUCCGGCAUGAAGAUCCUGAGCCAGGAAAGACUGGACAGCCUGAAGAAGAGCAUAGACUUUAUGUCUGGCCUCGACCCUUCUGCCAAACACCAAGUAAAGACCGAGGAACAAGGGGGCAGCAGCCUGGACCAAAACAAGGAGGGACCCAUGACCACGGACAGCAGCGAGAGCUCCCAGACACCCAGCACACCCAGACAGGACAAGGACUCCAAGGAUGAAGCAGUGAAGGCAGAGAAAGAGCUUGAGGAAAUCCGCAAGGUCAUUGAGGAGUCUGGAGGAAAGCUCUCCAACAGACUGCUGCAAAGUGAUUUGGAGUUUGUGAGGCGGAAGUCUGAUGGCUCCACCACUCUGGCUAUCCUCAACCCGGCAGAUCCGUCAGCAGGAGAAGCUGGUUACUGUCCUGUCAAACUGGGCAUGAUGUCCAAUCGACUGCAGAACGGUGUGAACACCCUGCAGGGCUUCAGAGAGGACAAGAGGAACAGGAUCACUCCUGUGGCCUACAUGAAUUAUGGGCCGUUCACCUCUUACGCACCCACCUACGACUCCAGCUUCGCCAACGUCAGCAAGGAGGACUCUGACCUCAUCUACUCCGUCUAUGGAGACGAGUCCAGCCUGCAGGGCUCAGACAGCUUGUCAGAGUUCGUGGCCAGAUCAGACGAGUACGUGUACAAGAUGGCAGACAAUCUUCUGGAUGCAGUGACGAACGGAGAGCAUUCAAAGACCUUGAAGGAGGCCGAGCUUCAGACGGAGGGGCCAGACAAAUCACAAGGGGAGAAGGAUAGUGUGGAGGUAGCUGAAAGCAGUGUAGCGAACAGACUGGACUUCCUGCACUCCGCUGCAGGCCUGCAGACAGACGGGGAGCUCUCCGGGGAGGCCCUUCACUUCCAGCAGAAAUUGGACGAAACUACAAAGCUCCUGCGCGACUUGCAGGAAGCACAGAAGGAGCGUCUGAGCGCCAAGCAGCCACCAAACCUGAUCUGCUUGCUGGCCCCGACUACCAAGGAGCUGGAGCUGGCUGAGAAGGUCACUGGGAACCUGGCCGAGCUGACUGGUCAAGUGGCCCCAUGUGACGUGAGCAGCGUCUACGGCAUCAGGAAGGCCAUGGGCAUCGCUGUUCCUGCAGACCCACUGGAUCCCUUCAUUGACCUCACUACAGUGCAGGAGACGGCCGAACCAAUGGAGACGUUGUCAAGCUGUCCAGACGUGGUUCCAGUCGUCGCUGUGUAACAGAAUUCCAGGCUCCCUCUUUCAGUUUAAUAAAUUAACUUUUUGCACAAAAGGUGCUUUUUGUGUGACAUUUAUAUUCGACCAAUAAACCUUUUUAUAUAAACCUCG
This is a messenger RNA of Mugil cephalus (flathead mullet), 2035 nucleotides long. It is a transcript of the gene brd7, whose product is annotated as bromodomain containing 7. The coding region runs from base 74 to 1927 and encodes 617 amino acids. Gene Ontology annotation, cellular component: nucleus. Lineage: Eukaryota; Metazoa; Chordata; Actinopteri; Mugiliformes; Mugilidae. The transcript has 17 exons. The record is from RefSeq and is a predicted model, not a curated record. Gene Ontology annotation, biological process: regulation of transcription by RNA polymerase II.